Alternaria atra is the source of this 1938-nucleotide messenger RNA. RefSeq lists its product as uncharacterized. The record is from RefSeq and is a predicted model, not a curated record. Lineage: Eukaryota; Fungi; Ascomycota; Dothideomycetes; Pleosporales; Pleosporaceae. The coding region runs from base 1 to 1938 and encodes 645 amino acids. The transcript has a single exon.
AUGGGCCGAUUCUACAAUCCGUUCAGUCAUCGCCGGUCAACAGUUGCAGAUGCAGAAGCCACACCCAGGCCCACUACAGAGGAGCCAUCGUCAGACGAACAUGCAGCGACGAAACGAAGCCGUCACCCAGCCCACGCCUCCAUCGGCACAAUUCCAGACAGACCCGAUGACAUACGAGAUUAUGUACGCGGUGUCAGCGCCUACAUCCACUGGCUCCAGAGCCUCACCGAACACGAGCGAUCGAACGUCACCCGAGUUACGGAGAUCAAGCGCGAAUUGAAGAUUGCGCACCGAAACCUAGAGAAACUCGAUGUCGAUAUGUACUGCGAACUUGGAGAUGAGAUUGAGACACUGGUCAAAGAUGCUAUGAGACAUGCUUGGCGGUCGUAUAGGAGCGUAGUGAAGUUUGAAGAAAAACUGAGAGGCCCACAGAGCUGCGGCGAUGCCGGCGUCAAGUUGUGUAGGAUAUCAGAACCGCAGAAUCAAAGGAAUACAUCGACAGAUAAUAGAAAAGUCGAAGGCUACGUACGCAGCUGUACGAUGGAAGAGAAACAAGCGUUCCAUGACGCCCUUGACAUGCGACAGCAACCUGCUGAAAUAUUCCAUGACGAAGAUACGUACCUCAUGUCCGGCGCUCUUCCAAUCGAGGAUAGACCUCCGCAGGUCCAAGUUCAGAGAGUAGGGCGAGCCAAUGCUUUUGAGGCGCUGAGGCAGUUACCGCACCUCUUCACUCACGGAGCGCCAUCGCAAUGCUCAGAAAGCCUCCACCUACCUGCGACGCAUCCUGAAAAGAUCCCGCAACCGAGAGACGAAGUCAAGAUGCGGCUACAACAAGAGGAAGCCAAUAUGGAUCCCAUCUUGCGCGACCCCCACAAAGUGCGACGAGGCAGCUGCAACGGCUUCAUGAUCACCGAGAUGACAAUGCAUGCGAUUGAGGAUGCUCGCUUCGUGUUGCCAUACCUGCACUACAUGAAGCUUCAUGAGCUGCGGGCCAUCAAGGAGUGGCUGGGCAAUGCGGGUUUUAUCGUGAGCCCUGGCUCUAUGAGCCGUAUGGAGAAAGCUCUCCUCUGCAUACAGCUCCUGCAAACUGGCUGUCGAUAUGAAGCAUUGGCCGUGAUCCAUUCGCGUUCGCCGCAUGAGGUCAGGGGAUCGUGCAUCGAAGUUAUGCGAGCUUUGUUGAAGUGGCAUCGAAUGACGGUCGAUGAUGACGACAUAGGAUAUCAAGCCGAGUACAUUGUUCUUUGGGGCAGUUGGCAUAAGUACACCGUGUCUGAUGGAAAGGCAGCCCAGUACUUUGGUUUCGAUUGGACACAUGUUGCUAAAGUUCUCGUCGCACUCAACGUUUACAUGGGCCGCUGGCGCAUGCAGGGCAAGUUUGCCAUGGACGGUCCGGCAUUCGCAUGGGGCAAGUUCUUCGUGCCGAACGGCGGCGACCACAUCCUAGGUAUGAGCGAUGGAGACCAAGGAGAGCGUAAUGACGCCGAGACGAGUUCUUUUUAUGCUGUGGCUCGACGGGGUAGGCUGAGAGAAAGCACAGACAAGCGAAAGGCUCUUUUUGGCACGGUCAAACGGCUUUUUCCCUUUAGGUCGCAACACGGCAAUCCGGCUCGUAAAGAGUGGCGCAAAAUCCGACGAUGGUGGGCCACGAUGGUUGCGGAGCGGGUGUCAAGAUGCGCGCAUCCAUUAAGCGUACAGGAUUUCAUCUCCACAUCGUAUCGCUAUCGCAGCGGUAUCUCAAUGCUCGGCGGCACCAGUGGCGUACAGAGCAGGUCGUCGCUUCAGGGAUCGCAGUGCAGAGUGCCUGGUGUUUCACAAUUCCUUGGCUCCCGGCCUGGCGCAAAGCCACCCGCGUUCUGCAGGCGAGACACGAUCAUGGGAGGUCGCACAAGCGGCGUGGGCACAUUGUUUGCGGCCCUUGAGGCGACUGACGGCAGUUGA